GUUGGGAAAGGGCCUGUGGUUCUCUUCCUGCAUUGAGGGGAAAGCGAACACACAAUGUUCAUUUCCUAAAUACGGGAUGUGCUGUGCUGGCAGGUCAUUUUCCACCAGGUCACAUCCUUCUGGAUGAAGGCAGCAGGGGUCAGGGGCGGAAAUGGCAAAUUCUCAGAAUGAGACCAGGCUUUCCCAGGGCAGCCAUUGGUUCUCUGGGAGUAUAAAGCACACUCAUCCAGAAACAGCCUCUGGGUUUUCUUUCCUGAAGGCAGCCAGAAGAGAAUGGGCACGGAGCCGUCCCCAGCCUGGGGGCCGCCGGGCUCAGACGCGCUGCGGCGCUUCCAGGGUUUGCUGCUGGACCGGCGCGGGCGUCUGCACGGGCAGCUACUGCGCCUGCGCGACGUGGCCCGGAGGCUCGAGCGCCGCCGCCGCCGCUCGGUGGCGGCGCACGUGGCGGGCAGCUCGCUGAGCGCGGCGGGCGCCGUGGCCGCCAUCGUGGGGCUGUCGCUCAGCCCGGUCACCCUGGGAGCCUCGCUGGUGGCCUCGGCCGUGGGACUGGGGGUGGCCACCGCCGGAGGAGCCGUUACCAUCACAUCCGACCUCUCCCUCAUCUUCUGCAACUCCCGGGAGGUGCGGCGGGUGCAGGAGAUCGCGGCCACCUGCCAGGACCAGAUGCGCGACAUCCUGAGCUGCCUCGAGUUCUUCUGCCGCCGGCAGGGCCGCGGGGACACGCAGCUGCUGCAGAGCGGGAGGAACGCAUCCAUGGCCCUGUACAACUCUGUCUACUUCAUCGUCUUCUUUGGCUCCCGUGGCGUCCUCAUCCCCAGGCGCGCCGAGUGGGCCACCAAGGUUAGUCAGGCCGUGCUGAAGGCCAAGAUUCAGAAACUGGCCGAGAGCCUGGAGUCCUGCACCGGCGCUCUGGAUGAGCUCAGUGAGGUGCUGGAGUCCCGGGUCCAGUUCUGCACCAAGUCCGCCUGUGGCCGCGACCUCGGAAUCUCUGCUGACCAGCAUGCAGGGUUGUUUUUCUGAGAACAUCCUUCCUCUCCUAGGACCACGGCCAGAAGUCAUCCUUAUGGUGUGCCCAGAUUUGUAGCUCCCUCAGGACUUAAGCAAGUUGAGUGCGGAAUGGAGUGGAAAGGAUGAGAAAAACUGCUGAGAAGUGAUUCGUCACAGCCUUUCCUUCUCGACAUCCUGCUAUCCCGGCUGGACUUGAGCGCUUGGGACUCUCACUUGUUGAUCUUAGUGUGUGGCCUGAAACCUUUUUCUUGUGUCAAAAACCGCCUCGGCUGCACACAGUGGGGCAGCCGCUCUUGUUUUAGAAUUAUUUUGGGGUCCCUGCUCCUGCCCUGAUGCUUCAAGAUGAAAUGGGGGUGGUGGCGGCACCUACUUUGUCCUCCCCAAGUCCAGCUAGGCUUUGAGGUCCUCAGUGUGCCCAUGGGAAGACCCACUUGCCUUAACACCUCUCUUCCAGAGUUUCUGAUACAAAAGAACCCUACAGACAGUUUCUGAACAUUGUAGGAAGAUUCAGGACCAGUGGAGGACUAGGGCUGCCGUGACCUCCCUUUCUUGUCCCCUGAGCUUACCCACUCACAGAGCUAGUCAGGAUGUGGUGUGGACCUUGUGAGGGUGUCUUCAGUCCAGACCUCCAGGUAACCUGAGAGAAAAGUCACCUGAGUCAUUAUCUAAGUCUGGCCCCCUUGCAUGAAAAAGCAGAGGCCAAGAAAGAUGUCAGCUACUAACAUCACGGUAUAGAGAAGAGAUAUACAGUCCUGGGUUUGUUAUGAUCUUUGCCACUACUGUGUGACUUUGCCACUGGAUCUCUCUGACACUGGUUUCCUGUUAUAUAAAACAGAGAUAAUAAGAUCUUAGCCUAUUGUAAUAGGCUGAGACAAGGUGCCUCACAGUGCUUGGCUAAUGGUGUGGUUUCUUGAUGGCUCAUUAGCAUUCCCAGGGAUUUUUUUUUCUUUUAAAUACCAGGAAUCGUACUCAAGCACUUGCCAGGCAGUUACUAUGCCACUGAACUAUAUCUCUGGAACUAAGGAAUUUUUCUUUCUUUCUUUCUUUUUUUUUUUUUGGUGCUGGGGAUUGAACUCACCACCUCGCACUUGCCAGGCAGGCGCUUAUGCCACUCAGCUAAAUCCCCGGCCCUUACUAAGGAAUUUUUUAGACAGGCGGUUUUGGGACUCAACCCAGAAUUUAUAGACUCAGAACCUUUGGAUAUGAGGCCCAGUAACUUGCAUUUAAACAAACCCUCCAGGCAAUUCUGAUGCACGCUGAGGGUUGAGAACCACUGCAGCAAAUGUUAAGUUCUGAUUCCCUCAGUAAGCCUUUUCCUGGGUAACAGGGGGUUCCAUAGUCUUGAGAAUCAUUCAUGAGAGAUCAAGGACAGACUGCCUUGGAAGCAUGCGAAAGAAUGUAGGAGUGUGCCUAUACUCUGGCCAGUGCAUCCUGGGGUAAUUUCUGACCCUGUGAACUAAGAGGUGUUACACAGUAUACCCUUUAGAGGGCAGUGUUGCUCACUCAUUGUGGAAACUGGUACAGAAAGGAAUGUGAAUUUACCAGAAACUGAUUUUUCUCUAUUUACCUUCCCUGAAAAUUCCAGACUACUUUUUAAUUUAUUUUAAAUUUUUUAUUUAAUCACUGUUAUUUACAUUUAAUUUUAUUUAAUCAUCACAUUUAGAAAAUAAUAAGACGCAUGUUUUUGAAUAGGAGACUAAUGCUCUUUUUAAGAGAAGAGGUUGAGUUUGAUUUUUCUAAAGACUCUUUCACUUUCAGAGGGACUUUUUUUCUAGUGUUUUAAAUGAUCUUUUUGAAGUAAGUGUGGGAUGUUCUGCACAGAAAGACCAGGAACUGAUUUUAAGUUUGUAAAUUGAGAUUUGACUUGUAGGACAUCUAAAUGACAUAGCAUAUUUGUAUCCCAAAGAGCCUUUGCCAGAAGGUAAAACGACCUGGGAAGAGAACUUUAGUUCAGGAAAAAGAAAAUAAGAGGCACAUGAAAGAAAUUCAUAGAUCUUGAGAAUCUGAUGUCCUGGGAAGUCAUGUCUUAUGGGUGAUGGGCAAAACAGCUUGAUGUUAUGAUGGUGAUGUGUCACUUUGCGGACUGUAAGAAACCUGUCAGCUAUGUCUGAGAAAAUACUUAGAAUCUCCUCAACUUUCAUCCUUUCAAUUACAAUGUUGAAAAACCAUUUGGAAAGUCUUUGGAACCACAUACAAAAGCCUUGUGUACAUUACCUAUAUUUAGUAUGCGAUAUACAUUUGCCAUGUCUACCCCCACACUUCCCAAUGAUGGCUGUGUGUCUGAGGAAGUGUAAUUUUAGCACUGGGGGAGGGGUGGGUGUUUCUAUAUUUUUACUUUUCCCAUAAAUAGCAAUUUGUCUGUUUCCUGGUUUAUUUUUAAAUUGACAUUGACUUCUUUUGAAACUGGUGUUAUUCUAGACUACUGUGCACAGAUAACACUGAGAAAUACCAGAACAUGUUAUGGCAAAAAUGUACGCAGCCAUUCCCUAAUACCAUCAUUUAUUAAUGCUUGAGCUUGAGUUACAUUUUCCCAAUACUUGGUAUGUUCAGUAAAAUAAAUGGAGCACUUCUGGAAGAAGCAGCAGCAGCAACAACAAAAUUUUUCUUGUCCCUUGAGUAUUUUGAGUGUCUUAAAGUUUGAAACUUCUUCAGUGGCCCGUUUUACAUCAAGGGAAGUGUGUCUGCUUUAGGAACCAUAGUUGCAUUUAGUACAAACUCAGAAAAUGCAUUUGAGUCAUUUAAUUAAUGGCUCAAUUGUAUUAAUAAGGAUUUGUUGAUAAUGAAAGACCUUCCAUCUUGUCAUGUCUGUGAUAAAAAGUGAAGCCUCUACCAGGAUUUAGUCAAGUUCGGUUAAAUUAAUCCUAGUGACAAAUAAAUAUUCUUUCUUUCAUGGGAAUGCAAAUAAGGCUUUUUCUUAAGGCCUUGAUUUUAUAAACGAAGAAGCUGAAAUGGUAUGUUGUAAAGGGAGAUGGGAAAGGGGACAUUUAGAUUAUAAAUGUACUUUACAAAAAAGUCAGAGCUAGAAAAAUAAACGUGUUCACACUGAA
Molecule: messenger RNA, 4055 nt
Organism: Cavia porcellus (domestic guinea pig)
Lineage: Eukaryota; Metazoa; Chordata; Mammalia; Rodentia; Caviidae
Gene: Apold1
Product: apolipoprotein L domain containing 1
Exons: 2
Coding region: 274-1020 (248 amino acids)
Biological process (GO): angiogenesis; lipoprotein metabolic process; lipid transport
Cellular component (GO): extracellular region; membrane
Molecular function (GO): lipid binding
Source: RefSeq, a predicted model, not a curated record